Molecule: messenger RNA, 2019 nt
Organism: Cordyceps fumosorosea ARSEF 2679
Lineage: Eukaryota; Fungi; Ascomycota; Sordariomycetes; Hypocreales; Cordycipitaceae
Product: Heterokaryon incompatibility Het-C
Exons: 1
Coding region: 1-2019 (672 amino acids)
Source: RefSeq, a predicted model, not a curated record
AUGCCAAGCGCCGCUCGUCCCGCGCUGCUAUUGUUCCUGGUCCUCGGCUUCGCUACCAGUGUCUCGGCGUUCGGCGCAGGCUCGGUGGCCAAUGGCAGCAACUUCAAGGAAUUCGUCUGGCGCCAUGGCGACAUCGUAGAGGUCCUGCGCUUCCUGCCCUCGAGCUUCAUCACCAACACCGGCUUCACCCAGCUUCAGCGACGGCAGAUAUACUUCGGAAACUGGCUGCGCGACUUUUCCCAGGUCGUCGACGCGACAUGUCUGGAAAACAUCCCAGAGUCCAUCCUUCGCGCCAUUGUCUCCAUCCUGGCCAUGAUGGAGUUUGGCUACGCGACGGAUGAGUUCGACGUUACGAGAGAGAGACUGGGAUGCUACAGACACGUCGAGCACAUUGACAACCCCUGCGGCUACGGCAGCAACGCUCAGAGCAUCGACCCCCGCCUAAGAGGGCCCGUGGACCCCGUCGAACUCGAGUUUGACCCCGAUAGCGGCAUGAAGAACUACAUCGCAAACACGGGCAACUCGUGGGAAACCUCUGCAGAUUAUGUCCGCGACCAGCUGCGCAAGUCCAUCGACCUCGGUCGUCGCGGUAGGGCCGGCGACCAUGCCGCGCAAAAGGAAUCCUUCAUCCACCUCGGGGCCGCACUCCAUACCCUCGAGGACUUUGCCGCGCACAGCAACUACAUUGAGCUUUGCUUGCAAGAGUUUGGGGAGAAGGACGUCUUUGCCUUUGUUGGUGAUGCCUGUCGCAUCCCUCUCCCCUCGCAUUUCCGAAGCGACCGCAAAGUGCCACCUCUUGUCACGGGCACGUUUGGGAUGCUGGAUAUUUUUCACAGCCUUCUCGGGGAGGCUGAUGAUAUGGCCAUUCUUCAAUCCCAAGGGUCGCUGUAUGAAGUUCAGACGCAUCUCGGCUACGGCGCCACCGCCUUCGACCAGCUCUUUGACGCGAUAGAGAAAGGCAUCGCCUCCAUUCAAACCUUCUCGACGGAAAACAACCCUCUCUUAAGUCAACUAAAAGCGGUGCACUUGAUACUACAGAAAUUCAAGCCUGAUUCGCCCACCACGUCUGAUGAUGAGAGCGGCGCCGACAGCUCUUCUGAAAAUUCCUCCGCCGAAACCAAGAAACCGAAGCACGAGGUUGACCCUUCUAUUGUAUGGCAGGCUCUCGAGCCCUUGUUCUUCUUUCAUGACAGAAUGAAGAAGUGGUUGAAGGAGGUAGCUGCGAGCGAUGACCAAGAAUUCCCCGAAAAUACCAGCUCCGACAUGAGCGAUUUGACCAACCAACUGGUCUUCCGGGCCUUGCGCGUCGUUAUUGAAUCGUCCGUCAAGGAGCUGAGGGCAACCCUACGCGCGGCCAAAGCUAGGGUCGACAAGGAAGCGGCGUCUUCCGGCUCGGCAGCGGUCUACGAUGAGGGCUCCUCCGCUUCAGACCCCAGCCAUUCCGACCUCUCCAAGGACCACUUCUGCAACGUCCUUAACAGGCCAGCGGGCCUCAUCGCCACCGUCACCACAAACUGGACAGCGCAAGAGGUUAUCAAGUGUUGGGACGACAGCGAACUGGACGCGGACAAGGCCAUCGACCAGGUACUCACGAUCAUGCACCACCCGGCGUUCGUCAAGGACAAGUCGCGGAUACAGGAAUACAUGUUCAUGACGGUGGACAAUUGGUGGAGCGAGUUGCCGGACGAGGAGCGCUCGCUGAUCCGGGAGAAGCUCACAAAGGACAGCGUGCAACAGCGCGAGCACGAAGACCAUCACCUGCUCGUGCAGCCCAACGGCCGCCAGGGGCCGGCGCACUUCCCGGGAUCAACGGCCGCGGUCGUGCAGGCUUCUCCCAGGAGAUCGUUUCCGCUGGAAUGGGCACUGAAAGAGGUGGUGGCCGACUCUCUGUGGAUAUUCCAGAUUGUGGUUGGCUACUUGUUGCUGCCGUUCAAGUUGGUCAGGGCGGUUCGGGAAAAGGCGAGUGGAUUAUUUGUGAGAAAGAGGAGCGCCAAGAGCAGGCAGCCAGCAUCACAAUAG